This is a messenger RNA of Pisolithus orientalis, 263 nucleotides long. RefSeq lists its product as uncharacterized. The coding region runs from base 11 to 229 and encodes 72 amino acids. Lineage: Eukaryota; Fungi; Basidiomycota; Agaricomycetes; Boletales; Pisolithaceae. The transcript has a single exon. The record is from RefSeq and is a predicted model, not a curated record.
UGACUCCCUGAUGAGCCUGAUCCAAUGUGUAAUCACGAUAUGGUCUUUCGUCGCUAUGCCCGCGAUAACACACGAACGAGCGAACGCCCACAUCGCGCGGGGGAGUUUACCGGUGUUUCACUACAGGCACACGACCAGGGGCGAUACCCAGCCAUCCUUGUACUUAUCUUGUGUUAUUCGGGGCAGGCAGAAGAUGCAUCAGGGAGAUGUAUGUGAGAUUGCGUAUUGAAGAUGGAAUUCGGGGUCACGGUUUGGAACCAAGA